Messenger RNA from Arabidopsis arenosa, 2798 nucleotides. The record is from the annotation of a GenBank genome assembly. NCBI's taxonomy places the organism in Eukaryota, Viridiplantae, Streptophyta, Magnoliopsida, Brassicales, Brassicaceae.
CUAAACAUAGCUUUCAUCGUUUAAUCCUCUCCUCCAUAGAUUCUCCAACUAUUUUCUGUUUCUCUUUCCGACACAACCACGAAAAACGAGCAGUUUUUGUCUUGCUGGGGUUUCUGCUUCUGUUUCCAUGGCUUUGAUCAAACAUCCUUAGGUUGCAGAAACAAGCCUCCAGUUUUCUCUAUUGGUGCUUGAGCCAUGAACGAGAAACUCCGGAUUUUGUUUUCCUUCCUCUGUUUCUUCUAUGUUCUUCUGGUUUCUCUAUCUCAAUCUAAUGGCCAAGAUAUCUCGUUGAGCUGCGGAGCGUCACAACCAGCUGUUGAUCAAGAUAAGAAAAAAUGGGAACCCGAUACAAAAUUCUUGAAAACGCCAAACACGGUCCAUGCACCCGCUACUUAUCAAGAUCCUUCGCUUCUUUCGACGGUUCCUUACAUGACUUCAAGAAUCUUUACAGCUCCCGCGACUUAUGAGAUCCCGAUUAAAGGAGACAAAAGACAUUUGCUUCGCUUACAUUUCUAUCCAUCGACAUACACAGGACUCAACAUUAGCGACUCUUAUUUCGCUGUGGCAGCUAACGAUGUUACCCUUCUCAGCAAUUUUAGUGCAGCUAUCACAUGUCAAGCCUUGACGCAGGCUUACCUCGUGAGAGAGUACUCUCUUGCACCAUCCGAAAAAGAUGUUUUGAGCAUCAUAUUUACUCCUUCGGAUAAACACCCAAAAGCUUUUGCUUUCAUAAAUGGUAUUGAGGUUAUUCAGAUGCCAGAACUAUUUGAUACAGCUUCUCUUGUUGGAUUCUCAGACCAGACAUCAGAUACUAAGACCGCGAAUCUUCAGACGAUGUUUAGGCUUAAUGUUGGUGGGCAGGAUAUUCCUGGAAGCCAAGACUCCGGUGGAUUAACCAGAACUUGGUACAAUGACGCGCCUUAUAUAUUCAGCGCAGGUCUUGGUGUUACCUUGCAAGCAAGCAAUAAUUUCAGGAUUGAUUAUCAGAAAAUGCCGGUUUCUACCGCUCCAGCUGAUGUUUACAAAACAGCUCGAUCACAAGGGCCAAACGGAGAUAUCAACAUGAAAUCAAAUCUUACUUGGAUGUUUCAAGUUGACACUAAUUUCACCUAUAUCAUGAGGCUCCAUUUCUGUGAAUUCCAGCUUUCUAAAAUCAACCAGAAAGUUUUCAACAUUUUCAUCAACAACAGAACCGCGCAAGGGGAUACAAACCCCGGAGAUAUACUCGCUUGGUCAGGUGGGAAAGGUGUCCCAACUUACAAAGAUUACGCGAUAUAUGUUGAUGCUAACACCGGAGGAGGAGGGGAAGAGAUAUCGCUUCAGAUGACGCCAUCAACAUUUGGUCAACCGGAAUAUUAUGAUGCACAGCUUAACGGGCUAGAGAUUUUCAAGAUGGACACAAUGAAGAAUCUUGCCGGUCCAAACCCGAAGCCAUCGCCUAUGCAAGCCAACGAAGAUGUUAAAAAGGAAUUUCAAGGUAACAAAAGAAUCACAGCUUUCGUCAUUGGUUCCGCUGGAGGAGUAGCAACGGUUUUACUUUGCGCAUUGUGUUUCACAAUGUACCAAAGAAAAAGAAAAUUUUCGGGCAGCGAAUCUCACACAUCGAGUUGGCUUCCUAUAUAUGGAAACUCCCACACAUCUGCAACAAAAUCUACUAUUUCCGGUAAGAGCAACAACGGAAGCCACCUAUCGAAUCUCGCAGCGGGUUUAUGUCGAAGAUUUUCAUUGUCGGAAAUAAAAAACGGAACUCAUAACUUCGAUGAGUCAAACGUAAUCGGAGUAGGAGGGUUUGGUAAGGUUUACAAAGGAGUUAUAGAUGGAGGCACAAAAGUAGCAAUCAAGAAAUCUAACCCUAAUUCAGAACAAGGGCUUAACGAAUUCGAGACGGAAAUCGAACUUCUCUCAAGAUUAAGACACAAACACUUAGUCUCCUUAAUCGGAUACUGCGAUGAAGGUGGAGAAAUGUGUCUAAUAUACGAUUACAUGUCUCUUGGAACACUCAGGGAACAUCUUUACAACACAAAGAGACCUCAGUUAACUUGGAAACGAAGACUCGAAAUCGCCAUUGGAGCUGCAAGAGGAUUACAUUACCUACACACUGGAGCAAAGUACACAAUCAUACAUCGUGACGUGAAAACAACUAACAUCUUACUAGAUGAGAAUUGGGUUGCUAAAGUUUCAGACUUUGGAUUGUCAAAAACAGGACCAAACAUGAACGGUGGUCAUGUCACAACCGUCGUUAAAGGAAGUUUCGGUUACUUGGAUCCAGAAUAUUUCAGAAGACAACAGUUAACUGAGAAGUCAGAUGUGUACUCAUUUGGAGUUGUUCUUUUCGAGGUUUUAUGCGCUAGACCAGCUUUAAACCCUAGUUUAUCUAAAGAACAAGUUAGUCUUGGAGAUUGGGCUAUGAAUUGUAAACGUAAAGGGACUUUAGAAGACAUUAUUGAUCCUAAUCUUAAAGGAAAGAUUAAUCCAGAGUGUUUGAAGAAGUUUGCUGAUACGGCGGAGAAGUGUUUAUCUGAUAGUGGAUUAGAUCGGCCAACGAUGGGAGAUGUUUUGUGGAAUCUUGAAUUUGCACUUCAGUUACAAGAAACUGCUGAUGGGUCACGUCACCGAACACCGAGCCAUGGCGGUGGUUCCGUUGAUUUAGGCGGAGGAGGAGGAGUGGCGGUGAACAUCGGUGCCGGAGAAAGUGACUUGGGUGAUGACUUGUCAUCUGAAGAAAACAGUGGAAUAUUUUCUCAGAUUGUAAAUCCUAAAGGACGAUAAGGCAAAGAAAAUAAAAAGAGGAAUAUGGA